Molecule: messenger RNA, 516 nt
Organism: Hyposmocoma kahamanoa
Lineage: Eukaryota; Metazoa; Arthropoda; Insecta; Lepidoptera; Cosmopterigidae
Product: myb/SANT-like DNA-binding domain-containing protein 3
Exons: 3
Coding region: 1-516 (171 amino acids)
Source: RefSeq, a predicted model, not a curated record
AUGAGUUCUCGGAAAUCUGCAUUCACUUCUUUCGCGAAAGAAUAUUUAAAGGAAAUUUUGAUUCCACACAUAAACGUGCUGGAAUCAAAACGAACAGAUGCAGACUUCAUAAAGAAGAAAGCUGAACUUUGGGGUAAAGUUGCAGACACCUUUAACUCUUCUCCUCAAGUUCAACACGCUACAAGUCAGCAGCUUAAAAAACUAUGGCUUAACAUGAAAGCUAGAGCAAGGGAUGCUAAAAGUCUAGAAAAACAGAGGUCUCACACAGGUGGAGGGCCGUUUGUACCUGACGUGGAUCCAGAUCAUGAAUCUGUUUUAUCUAUGGUGCCUCAUCUCAUGCCUAGCAUAAAUAUCGAAAAAGACAGUGAUGGUCCAGGUGAAAGUGUUGCUGGAGAUGAUGACUCUUUCGCCUGGAAACCAAAAAAAAUGAGAAGGACUUCCCCAGACUGCAUUGAAGAUUACUUCCUAGAAGAUAUCAAUGAGGUGAUAGUAUCUUCAAUGCCAGAAGAUCACUGA